AUGGCGCUCGACAACUACUACCAGAAUAAGAUCGAGGCCAUGCGCCUCGAAAUCAUCAAGGGUCAGGCCGUCCUGCGCCGUCUCGAGGCCCAGCGCAAUGACUACAACUCGCGGGUACGCCUAUUGAGAGAAGAGCUGGGCCUGCUGCAACAACCAGGCUCCUAUGUCGGUGAGGUCGUCAAGGUCAUGAGCACGAAGAAGGUCCUGGUGAAAGUACAUCCAGAAGGGAAAUAUGUGGUCGACGUCGCUGACUCGGUCGAUGUGUCGAAACUCACACCCGGCAAGCGCGUCACUCUUCUUUCCGACUCCUAUAAGCUCGAAAAAAUCCUGCCCUCGUCCGUUGACCCGCUCGUCUCGCUCAUGAUGGUCGAGAAGGUUCCAGACAGCACCUACGACAUGAUUGGCGGUCUGGAUCAGCAAAUCAAAGAGAUCAAGGAGGUUAUUGAGCUCGGCUUGAAGCACCCGGAACUGUUCGAGUCACUCGGUAUCGCCCAGCCCAAGGGCGUGCUGCUCUACGGUCCUCCUGGUACCGGCAAGACUCUACUAGCCCGUGCCGUUGCCCAUCAUACAGAUUGCAAGUUCAUCCGCGUGUCUGGUUCCGAGCUGGUGCAAAAGUACAUUGGUGAGGGCAGCCGCAUGGUGCGCGAGCUGUUCGUCAUGGCCCGCGAGCACGCCCCCAGCAUCAUCUUCAUGGACGAGAUCGACUCGAUCGGCUCUUCGCGUGUGGAGGGUUCAUCGGGCGGCGACUCCGAAGUGCAGCGAACCAUGCUCGAGCUGCUCAACCAGCUGGAUGGUUUCGAGCCAACCAAGAACAUCAAGGUUAUCAUGGCGACGAAUCGUCUUGACAUCCUGGACCCUGCUCUUCUCCGUCCCGGCCGUAUCGACCGCAAGAUUGAGUUCCCGCCGCCGAGCGUCGAGGCGCGUGCCGAUAUCCUGCGCAUCCACAGCCGCAAGAUGAACCUGACGCGCGGCAUCAACCUGACCAAGAUUGCUGAGAAGAUGAACGGUUGCUCCGGCGCUGAGCUCAAGGGCGUGUGCACCGAGGCUGGUAUGUUUGCCCUGCGCGAGCGGCGAGUUCACGUCACGCAGGAGGACUUUGAGCUGGCCUGCGCCAAGAUCCUGAAUAAGCAUGACGAUAAGGAAGUGUCGUUGGCUAAGUUGUGGCGUUAA
This is a messenger RNA of Thermochaetoides thermophila DSM 1495, 1170 nucleotides long. Its product is annotated as 26S protease regulatory subunit 8-like protein. NCBI's taxonomy places the organism in Eukaryota, Fungi, Ascomycota, Sordariomycetes, Sordariales, Chaetomiaceae. The transcript is spliced from 2 exons. Gene Ontology annotation, molecular function: ATP hydrolysis activity; proteasome-activating activity; ATP binding. Gene Ontology annotation, cellular component: proteasome regulatory particle, base subcomplex. The record is from RefSeq and is a predicted model, not a curated record. Gene Ontology annotation, biological process: proteasome-mediated ubiquitin-dependent protein catabolic process. The coding region runs from base 1 to 1170 and encodes 389 amino acids.